This is a messenger RNA of Paramuricea clavata, 6259 nucleotides long. The record is from the annotation of a GenBank genome assembly. Lineage: Eukaryota; Metazoa; Cnidaria; Anthozoa; Malacalcyonacea; Plexauridae.
AUGAUUUUUACACUAUCAUCCACAACACAGUUAUUUUCACCUGGUCAUGAAGAAGGUGAUACCCUCUUGAGUGCUGGAUUAGGUCGACGAAAAUUAGUGUGCCCUAAUAAAAAUGCCUCACACUCAGAAUUCCAAAAGUUUUUAGAGUCUGAAUUCCCCAGACUUAAAGCAGGUGGCGGAUUUGAACUACUGAGGGCAGUUGGGGGUGGUGGAGGCAAAAGAAGACUGCAAGUGAUUCCUCCUGGAACAGAAGGCUAUAGUAUUCCAUAUAUUAGGGGUGUGGUUGAUUCUGGAAUUGUCUUUGUUCGACCAUUACAAGCCAAUCUAGACACUUCACGGCUGUCAUUUGAUGUAAGUUUAAAAUGUUAAUUCACUCUGUCACAGACUACAAUUGUUUUCAUGCAAGCAUGCCCUACUUGGAAUGAAAAAUAUGGUGCCUUUCAUGCUGAUAGUGCAUAAUUAGGGUUGGAUGUUAUUUUAUGGACAUACAGUACCCUGUAAGAUUAAUUUUGCUUGAUGUAACAGUAUGUUACUGAGUGUACAUUUGAUGUCAUAGUAUAUGAACAUUUCUGAAUUAACAUGAUUAAUGAAAUGUUUUUCUCAUUUUUCACAGGCUACAAACCCAAAAUCUCCGAAAAUAGAGUGCAUGAAUUGUGGUAAAAGCUUUGGAAUACAAGAGCUUAAAGUGCACGUUAAAGACUGUUCACAAGCCAGCACCAGGCCAGUACUAUUUAACAACAUUUGUAAUAUUAUUAUUUUAUUAAAAAUAUGUUAUAGUAGGAUUGGUUAUUAUUUUGUUCUGUGAUUCAGUGUAUUAGACCUUACAUGCAUGUGAAAGUAAUUUUUGCUUUAGUGUGAACGGUUGAGCUUUUCAAAAGAGGUUUAUUCAAAUAUUUGCAACCUGUGAAGACUAGAUACAUGUAAUUUUUUAAAAGUAUGGUUUGUAAACCCUCAUAUGCACUGGCGCAGGUUUGUACACCCACAUAUGCAUAUAGUGGUCACCGGUUGGCGAGUAAAAAUCGUUAAAAUCAAUGUUUUCAAAAAAGGCAUACAAAAGUGUAGCUAGGGGGUUCCCUGUGUCUGUAAGUACAUUUAUUUACUUGUAUUUCACGUUUUAAUGAAACCAAUUCCCUAAAAAGAUCAGUGACCCCCGUUUUUUAACUGAUAAUUUAUUUCUUUAAUGCAUUUUACAUUUCAUAUCCGAAACUAAUUUAAAAGAAAAAUUAUUUCUGGAUCUUGAAAAAAAAAUCUUUAUCAAUGCAUGUUCUCAAAGAAAGAUAUGUAAAGAAAUGUGGAAAAGACAUUUGUGGAUCAGAAUUGUACACGUUGGUAGUUUUGCUCAAAACACAAUAUUUUUUCAAAAAUAAUUACAAGAUAGGUUUACUAAAGCAAAAUCCGCGCUAAAAACGUCAAUAAAUAUUGGGCUGUUGUGAGUUUGCUGUUACUCGUAAUGAGCGUCAAGAUGGCGUCAUAUUGGGGUAAAGGUGGUAUAUUGUGAUUGUCAUAUCUUCUUAACAAGUUCCUGUGACCCCGACUUUUUUGUGUGAUUUUACUUUAAGUAUAUCUUAAACCCCAUGCCUGGGAAGUUUCGGCACAUUCUCAUUUCGGGAACAAUUACUGCAGAAUUACCUUACACCCGUUUUCAAAAUUACGCGACCAAGGACGAAAAUGCUAGAGUUGACAUGUCAGUUUUAUGUCAUUCGGUCACGAAGUUUAAACUUUGAGUUUUGCGGUUCCUUGUCGAUAUAUAUGCUUUGUAUGCUUUAUAUAAACAUGCUUACAAUGAUUUUCAAGAUAUUUUAGUGAGAAUUAUUGCAAAAUUUAAGCACAAACAAAAUCAUAACAUAUCGUUAUAGUCUAGCGCGCGUGUUUUAUACGGACAGCUAAAUUGGGUGGGGAUAAAACGCUGAAACUGAAUCGCGGAAACGGAAACUGAAAGCGGAAACUGAAAUGGGGGUAAAACGCUGAAAUGGUGAUAAAACGCUGAAAUGGGGAUAAAACGCUGAAAUGGGGAUAAAACGCUGAAAUUUAAUCGAAUUCGUUGUUUGCUAGACCAUUGCGAACGGCAAUUGCUAGAUAGUAUACUUCAAAAUAAGGUUUUAUAUCAAUUUUUAAAAUAAGUUGGGGUUAGGUUAGGGUUUAGGUUAGGGUUAAGUUAGGAUUACUGGGUAAGGGUUAGUAUUAGGGUUAGGGUUUAGUUUUAUGUUAGGAUAGUUUUUUCUACGUUAUAUGACGUCAAUGCAACAGCCAGUUUAUGCAGCAUCAGCAACGCCACAAGGAUCCCAACAGGUCCCAUUACCUACUGCUGUCAAUCCUCCAGUAGGAACAUUUGUUCUUAGUCUUUUGCAGUGUUGUCCUCCUUUAGUUCGCACCUGUUUUGGGUGUUCCCAAUCGUUAAAACUCGGCGGGAUUAUCGCAAGUCCACCGUAUGAUUUGACGAUUAUUACACGAUGAAUAGAGGUUUUCCUAACCCUAAUACUCCUGAUGGACAGUUGAUGUUCAAAGAACAAAAUGUAUAUUUCCAUGUAAAUUUGAGUUGCCUCAAGAUGAAGCAGCCAUAUUUUAACCCUGCCUGCGUAACUGUACCAAAUUGGCUGCCAUAUUAUUUAACACCAGAACAUGUGCGCUUUUUACGAGAGUUUGGUGCUCAAAUUUGACGUGGCAUGAUGUCGAUAUUGUUUUGUUUUUUAGUUUGUUCAGUUAGUUUGUUCAAUUCUACACGGCCAAAAACGCUGAGCCUGCUGUACUGUACUGUACUGUACUGUACUGCCUGUACAACAGGUUGCAACAAUAUUAUGCUGACCUGUUUUUUACAGUUAACAACAUUGAACAAUAUUAUUCAUCUUGAAUGGGGUGCAACAAUGCUGAACAAUAUUGUUAACAUUCGUGAACAAUAGGCGUAGCACAUUAUUGUUGCAACCUGUUUUUAUCAACAUUGCAACUACAAGUUCAUGAUUUUUACGCGUGUAGGCAGGAGAAGAAAAACGUUUUUUCCGAUUUAGACACGUGUCCUGACAAUUCCCGGGAAAUUCCUGUGACACCGGUUUUACACCCAAAAUACCAGCCAUAUGGCAGUGUGAAGAUAGUAUGCUAUCACAAAAAGUUGAGUUCGAAGUUAUAUGGAGAAAAUUGUAGAUUACAUUAUUAAUAAAAGAUAAACUGUCAGAUUAUAUUCGUUCUUCGAAAAUUUGUGGUUGUCAUUUUACCGGGAACUUCUUUCUUAUAUUUAUUCAGUUUUAUAGGCAAAUUACAUGUGUUCGCAAUGGUCUAGCAAACAACGAAUUCGAUUAAAUUUGCCCAUUUCAGCGUUUUACCCCAUUUCAGCGUUUUAUCCCCCAUUUCAGCGUUUUAUCCCCCAUUUCAGCGUUUUAUCCCCCAUUUCAGCGUUUUAUCCCCAUUUCAGUUUCCGCUUUCAGUUUCCGUUUCCGCGAUUCAAUUUCAGCGUUUUAUCCCUACCCCAGCUAAAUUCCAGGAUAAAUUGUUAUUUUUCAAACUUUAAAAGUUAUUCACAGCACAUAUUUCUGUUGUGAUGGUUUGUACAGUGCUUUAGUUUGUAUAUCUAAGUUAUCUAGCUCAUUUUUGUUCAGUUUUGGUAUUAAAUACGAUUUAAAAUGUCGUUUGCCAGUUUGUUUACGUUUGCUAUUUUUAGCAGUUUUUGUGACAUAAAACUGACAUUUGAAGUAAGAGUAUUUUUCAGGGAGGUCGCAUAAUUUUGAAAAUGGGUGUAAGGAACUUAAGUUUUAUUCUUUUUCAAUUUCAAACUCACAUACCAUUUUGGUUUGCAUGUUUUGUAGUUCUGCAACCACAAGCUCUAGUCCUGAUCCAUUAAAUACAGAUGAUGUCAUGAUGUUGCCAAAACCAGGAAAUGAAGUGAUAAAGGUAAUACAAUUAUGCAAUGGUCAGAAACAAGGAUUUCAUUAUCAUGGUUAAGGUUACUAAGGCCACCACAGUAUAUUUAACUUCCCGUUAUGCUCUGUAUUAUUUACAGUGUCAAUAGCUUUGAACUCAAGUAUGCAAUAGCAAUACUAAUGAUAAUAAUAAUUGUAAUUUAACUUUAAUAUAGGAAACAUUGUGCAUCAACUAAAUAAAUAUAAAAUAUAAUAAAUCUAAUUUCUCAAAACACAGCGUUCAGACCGAGACACCUUAACAAAACAAGAACAACAACACCUUGCCUCCCUCCAAGGUCGUGCUUCAAUCUUGGAGGAAAGGUUUUGCUGAUUGUUGUUUUGCAUUAGACAUUUUGUCAGUUACUUUCAAAUUCUUAAUUCUUAAGAUUCCAGAAGAAAAACCUAAAAGCUUGCAAAACAUGGAUAUUGAGACCAUUAAGAAAAUCUUGCCGAGUGUUAAUUAAGGCGACAUUAAAGUUGCUUUAAUAGCAUGUGGUGGCGACAAAAAUGCAGCAGUGGCAACACUUUUGGGUAGCGAUGAAGGUACAGUAAUAUCAGAUGUUAUCAAUUAUACAAUGCUUAUGCAGUCUUGAAUGUGAUUGCAGGCUAAGAACCUAUAGACACAACUAAUUCUUGCCACCUACAUGGAUAUUGAAAGGUGUCUGUAGGCGACGUAAUUUUAUAUGCAUGGCAUUUCUAUGCAUGGCCUCCAUACAAAACUCUUUAAAGGCCUUUGCUUUUAUAAUUGUAUAAUAAAACAAUUAUUGAAUUUCGCUUUCACAUGAUAGGUGGAUAACAUUGACCGAAUUCUGUAUAAUUCUUGAUGUAGUGCUCAGCCCCAUCCAAUAAUUUUUAAUUAUGUACAAUUAUAUAUUAUUCAGAUGACAGAGAUGAUGUAAACUAUGACGAAGUGUUAAUGAAGUCUUCGCUAGACUUUGAAGGUAAAUAAUUUAUAAUAUUGUUUAUUUUUCAAAGAAUUAGGUUGCUGCAUGGGUCAUAACCAUAGAUGUUCAUUUAAAUAUUCGAUUCAGGCAUUUAAAUCGUAUAUGAAUUAUUAUUAAACUUUUUCUAAAUAUGCCCCAAAAGAGCGAUCUCAUGGGAAAACUAUGCAAUAGGCCACCAGUACUGUUGGGGUCUUAGUACUAUUAUACCCACGACUAUUGUUUAAUUAUUAUUAGAUAUUAACGUUGUGUUUUUACUGUAUGGAGUUACGGAUUCUCUAAGAUGGAAACAUUUUCUCUUGCAUGAACAACGGUUGGGAAUAUGAAAUAAAAAUUGAAAGAAUCAGGGGCAGCGUGUUAAUGUUAACGUAUAAUAGAGCCUUUGGAUACUGUAUACCUUUAUAAUAAUUUUGUAUCGACUUCACAUUUAUUUGUAUCUCACCGCUUUCAAUAUUUUCCAUUCUGCCCAGAGACACCAACGGAGAUAUUAGAAAAUUAUCAGAUAAGAUUCAAUCAAAGGGCCCACUGUAUCAAAUUACCUUCAAUCGAUCUAAGAAGGUCUUAACAGAAGCAAUACGAAUUUACAAGAGCAAGCACAUAAAAUUAGAUCGUCCGCCAGUUGUGUACUUUGUAAGUGAGGACGAAAAAGGAGAGAUAAUCGAAGAAGAUGCUGCUGAUGUUGGAGGGCCUAAAAAGGAAUUCUUUUACCUAAUUCUGCAAGGCCUUCUGAGCUCUACGUCACCGCAUAUUUUUGAAGGUGCACUUGGCCACAAAAUUCCAGUUCAUUCCCAACAAGCUGUUUUGCAAGAAAUAUAUCUGAUGACUGGUAAAGUGAUAGCUCAUGCGGCAAUCCACGGUUGUGUUCCCACGGUGGGGAUUGCAAAGCCUUUGAUAAAGUACGUAGUUAGUGGUUGCCCAGAAGCAGCCAGUAAAGUGGUUACCAUAGACGAUAUACCAGAUCCGUCCAUCAGAAAAAUAGUAGAAGAUAUAGGAAAUGCAGAUUCCAAUCUCUUGGACGAACUAAAUAGUGAAGAGGAGGUUCAAAGUUUCAUUAAUCAGAGUGGAUGUUCUCAGGCAAUUAUUACUACCAAUAACAAGAAUGUGGUUGCAUUUGAAGUAAUGGUCUACAUUGUCAUCUUCAAACGCAUCAGAGAAAUGGAGCAGUUGAGACAGGGUAUUGAUUCAUUGUCCUUAUGUACACUUCUUCGCAAAUAUCGAAACAUGGUACAGAUUUUCUUUCCUACAGAAGCAGAAUCAGUAAUAACUAUUGAUGUUUUGAAGAAAAUCUUAAAGUCAGAGCCACAGACUGAUGAUGAUAAGAACACUUUACAAUUCUUUAUUCGCUAUUUGGAAGAAGUAUCCGAAAGGAAAGAAGGUAUUGUGAAGUGUGUUGAAUUAAAACAUAGUGUUGCCUCUUAUGGAGGCCAGUAA